AUGGCUGAAAAUUUCGACGUCAUAACGAAUAAGCUCCCUGAGCUGAAAUUAGAUUCUAAGCAAGCGCAAGGGUUUAUAUCAUUUUUCAAAAACCUACCUGAUGAUCCAAGGGCUGUACGGCUUUUUGAUCGCCGGGACUACUGUACUGCCCAUGGCGACAAUGCAACUUUCAUUGCAAAGACCUACUACCACACUACUACUGCUAUGCGACAACUGGGUAGUGGAUCACAUUCUCUUUCCAGUGUUAGUGUCAGCAGGAACAUGUUUGAAACAAUUGCUCGUGAUCUCCUUUUGGAGAGAACAGAUCAUUCUCUUGAGCUCUAUGAAGGUAGUGGUUCUAAUUGGAAACUGGUAAAAAGUGGAACACCUGGUAAUAUUGGUAGUUUUGAAGAUGUUCUGUUUGCUAACAGUGAAAUGCAAGAUUCUCCUGUUGUUGUUGCUUUGUCACUUAACUUCCGUGAAAAUGGUUGCACCAUUGGGUUAGGAUUUGUUGAUCUAACUAAGAGAGUACUUGGGAUGGCUGAAUUCCUUGAUGACAGUCACUUCACAAAUGUGGAGUCAGCAUUGGUUGCACUUGGCUGCAAAGAGUGCCUUCUGCCCAUAGAGCCUGGCAAAUCCAUUGAAAAUAGAAUGUUGUGUGAUGUGUUGACCAAAUGUGGUGUGAUGUUAACUGAGAAAAAGAAAUCUGAAUUUAAAACCAGGGAUCUGGUGCAGGAUCUUGGCAGGCUUGUUAAAGGUCCUAUUGAACCAGUACGAGAUUUAGUAUCUGGAUUUGAAUUUGCACCUGGUGCUUUGGGGGUGUUACUAUCUUAUGCAGAGUUACUUGCAGAUGAAAGCAAUUAUGAAAAUUAUAUUCUUCGUAAGUACAAUCUUGACAGCUAUAUGAGGUUAGAUUCUGCAGCCAUGAGAGCACUUAAUGUCUUGGAAAGCAAAACUGAUGCAAACAAAAAUUUCAGUUUGUUUGGUCUCAUGAAUAGGACUUGUACUGCUGGAAUGGGAAAACGGUUAUUGCACAUCUGGCUUAAACAGCCGUUAGUAGAUGUAGAGGAAAUUAAUUCCAGGCUGGACAUAGUACAAGCAUUUGUAGAGGACACUGUGCUUCGCCAAGAUCUGAGGCAGCAUCUGAAAAGAAUAUCAGACAUUGAGCGACUGAUGCACAGUCUGCAGAAGCAGCGAGCUGGUCUGCAACAUAUUGUUAAACUUUAUCAGUCAAGUAUCAGACUACCUUACAUCAAAAGUGCUUUGAAAAUAUAUGAUGGAAAAUUUUCCUCAAUGAUGAGGAGUAGGUAUUUGGAGCCUCUUGAGUUAUGGACUGAUGAUGAGCAUCUGAACAAAUUCAUUGGGCUCGUGGAAGCUUCUGUUGACCUCGAUCAACUGGAGAACAGGGAAUACAUGAUUUCUCCAAGCUAUGACUCAACACUAGCUAACCUAAAGGAGCAGCAGGAGUUACUAGAGAGCCAAAUACAUAAUUUGCAUAGACAAACUGCUGAUGAUCUUGAUCUACCUAUAGAUAAGGCAUUAAAGUUGGACAAGGGCACACAAUUUGGACAUGUUUUUAGAAUCACAAAGAAGGAAGAGCCAAAAAUAAGGAAGAAGCUCAAUACCCAGUUUAUUGUACUGGAAACCCGUAAAGAUGGAGUGAAAUUUACCAACACAAAGCUCAAAAAACUAGGGGAUAAAUAUCAACAAAUUCUUGAGGAGUACAAAAGUUGUCAAAAAAAGUUAGUUGAUAGGGUAGUUCAAACUGCGACAACUUUUUCUGAGGUGUUUGCAUCAUUAGCGGAAAUAAUUUCUGAAUUGGAUGUAUUACUGAGCUUUGCUGAUUUGGCUUCUAGCUGCCCUACUCCCUACACAAGACCUGAUAUCACUCCAUCGGAUGAAGGAGAUAUUAUUUUAGAAGGCUGCAGACACCCUUGUGUAGAAGCCCAAGACUGGGUGAAUUUUAUACCAAAUGAUUGUAGGCUUGUGGGUGUCAAUAUUUUGAUGGCACAAGUUGGUUCCUUUGUUCCUUGUGACAAAGCCAGCGUAUCUGUACGUGAUUGUAUUUUUGCCCGUGUGGGUGCUGGUGACUGCCAAGUGAGUCCUAUAACAUAUCCUUUGGCCCCGUUAGUUGCAUAUCCCCCACCCCCCCUCUCUGAAACUCUACGUGGUGUUUCUACCUUCAUGCAAGAAAUGCUUGAAACUGCAUCAAUAUUAAAAGGCGCAACUGAAAAGUCCUUGAUAAUCAUUGAUGAGUUGGGGCGUGGGACAUCAACCUAUGAUGGAUUUGGUCUAGCUUGGGCCAUUUGUGAGCAUAUUGUUGAAGUUAUCAAAGCACCUACUUUGUUUGCCACUCACUUUCACGAACUGACUGCAUUAGCCCUUGAAAAUGGAAGUAAUGAUCUACAGAAGCAAAUUGUUGGCGUGGCAAACUAUCAUGUUAGUGCACAUAUUGACUCAUCAACUCGAAAGCUAACUAUGCUAUACAAGGUUGAACCUGGAGCUUGUGAUCAGAGUUUUGGUAUUCAUGUUGCCGAGUUUGCAAACUUCCCUGAAAGUGUUGUAACCCUAGCUAGAGAAAAGGCCGCAGAAUUAGAAGACUUUUCUCCUCCAGCAAUAUCCUUGAUUGAUACUAACCAGGAGGGGGGUUCUAAACGUAAGAGAGUAUUUGAACCCGACGACAUGUCUCGAGGGUCUGCAAGGGCUCGGCAAUUUCUCGAAGCUUUUGUUGCUAUGCCACUAGAGACCAUGGACAAGGUACAAGCUUUGCAAGAAGUGAGGAAGUUAGCAGAUACUUUGGAGAAGGAUGCAGAAAACUGGCUUCUUGCUGUACAUGAUGUGUUCAAUGGGUUAGGAGUGCUUCUUAUCCAGGUCUACACUCAAAUCAAAUCGUUAGUCACUUUUCCCAAUGCCUGGUUGUGUGCAAGGGAUAGAUAUCAAUCAGGAAGGAAAGGGAAAGAGUUUGGGAAGAUGAGCUGGCGCAGGGUGUUGAACUCAGCACAGGCCCUGGCUGCACACACCUUCCUGUUGUGCUUCACUCUCUUCCUCGUUCUCAAGCUCGAUCACAAUCUCUCUUGUUCUUGGUGUAGAAUCGGUCCUGGUAGAUUGGAAAUUGGAGAUUGGGGUGAAGAUGAUCGUGAACUAAAGGUGAUAUUUUUGCCUCUUUGGAUGUUCCAUGGUGUUGUGGCUCGUGGAAGGUUUUCAUUACCUGCACCAUCUGCCCCACGAAAUCGAAAUUGGGCACCAUGUCAUGCCGUUGUUGCAACGCCGUUGCUUAUUGCAUUUGAAUUGCUCCUUUGUAUAUAUCUUGAGAGCUUAAAUGAUCUUGGCUCUGCAGCAGUUGAUCUAAAGAUUGUGUUUCUUCCCUUACUAACAUUUGAAAUCAUUAUUCUCAUUGACAAUUUCAGGAUGUGUAAGGCUCUAAUGCCAGGGGAUGAAGAAAACAUGAGUGAUGAGGCAAUAUGGGAAACUCUUCCUCACUUUUGGGUUGCAAUUUCUAUGGUGUUCUUCAUUGCUGCUACAGUCUUUACACUCCUAAAACUGAGUGGUGAUGUAGGUGCUCUGGGCUGGUGGGACCUGUUUAUUAACUUUGCUAUUGCCGAAUGCUUUGCUUUCCUUGUAUGUACAAAGUGGUCCAAUCCAGUAAUUCAUAGAAAUUCAAGAGAAGCCAGUAGUUCAACAUCAACUACGAUUAGAUAUCUUGACUGGAACAGUGGUUUAGUGGUUUCUACAGAUGAAAAUAGACACGAGGGGAGAAUGUGUAGCCUGCAAGACAUUGGGGGUCAUUUCAUGAAAGUACCAAUUAUUGUAUUCCAGGUUCUUCUCUGUAUGCAUCUAGAGGGAACACCUGCUUGUGCUGUAUAUAUACCACUUCCAGUUCUUUUCUCUCCCCUUUUCCUACUUCAAGGAGCUGGAGUACUGUUAUCUGCAUCAAAAUUAGCUGAGAAACUUGUGCUUCUGCUACGAAGCGGAGCUGGUGGAGGAAUUUAUUUUAGAUUUUCUUCAAGAGCUCACGAUUGCUUGGGAUUCUUGCAUCAUGGUUCCAGAUUAUUAGGUUGGUGGUCAAUUGAUGAAGGAAGUCGGGAAGAACAAGCACGAUUAUACCAUGAGGGAGCAUCUGGGUAUAAUACGUUUUGUGGUUAUCCUCCUGAGAUUGUCAAGAAAAUGCCGAAAAAGGAACUUGCUGAGGAGGUUUGGAGACUCCAGGCAGCUCUUGGUGAACAGACUGAAAUUACAAAAUUCAGCCAACAGGAGUAUGAAAGACUUCAAAAUGCCAUCCACAAGGGCAAGGACGAAUGGGGUAUCAUUCGGUUAGAAUAUUGUUUAUGUGUGGACCCUGUUCUGACUUCUGAUGUUGUAAAUCAGAGAAAGUGUUAUGCAGAAUUUGUUUUGAGGGAGAGAUUAACGUCGUAUUGCUCCCAUGUAGGCAUCGCGUCCUUUGCAGCACUUGCUCAGAGAAGUGUAAGAAGUGUCCGAUUUGCCGUGACUCUAUUGCUGAGCGUCUGCCUAUGGGUUCGUGCUAGGAACUACGUCUUGGUAACUCCUAUAUUCAGGUUUUCUAGCUGGAAACAGUUGUCAGAAGUGGUGUUGAUGACAUUUUGA
This is a messenger RNA of Sphenostylis stenocarpa, 4581 nucleotides long. Lineage: Eukaryota; Viridiplantae; Streptophyta; Magnoliopsida; Fabales; Fabaceae. The record is from the annotation of a GenBank genome assembly.